GAGGAGCCUAGCCUAGGCCUAGGCGCUAGCCCUAGCUUCAUCAGAUUUUAUCGGUAUCAAAAUCAUAGUACGAAACAUUAAGAAAGUUUUCCGAUACUAGAUGACUCAAGCAGUGACUUCUAAUGAUGGACAUGUACAAUCUCCAUCGAAGAAAGCAACGUUUGGGCUGUUUGUAGCAGGUGCGUGCGGAGUUGUUGUUGGUGGAUUGUACGCCGUCGCGACCCCGUUCGUGCUGCCUGCUUUUCGCCGUGUAUGUUUACCUUACGUACCUGCUACAUCAAGACAAGUUCAAAAUGUAUUCAAAAUUCUUGCUGGAAGAACGGGUACACUGGUUGACCUUGGAAGUGGAGAUGGAAGAAUUGUAAUUGAUGCUGCAAAACAUGGCUACAAAUCUACAGGAUAUGAGCUAAACCCGUGGCUCGUCUGGUAUUCCAAGCUAAGUGCCGCCAGGAAUGGAGUAUCCAAAAAUGCCCAUUUUUACCGCACAGAUUUAUGGAAAACUGAUUUAUCAAAUUCGCAAAAUGUCGUCAUAUUUGGAGUAUCAUCUAUGAUGCAACAAUUGGAACAGAAACUAGUGAAUGAGCUUCAGCCUGGUGCUGCGGUAGUCGCGUGUCGUUUUCCUUUCACAAGCUGGUCACCGUCACACACCAUCGAUGAAGGGAUAGAUUCUGUAUGGCUGUAUGACAUAACAAAAGUACUUGAAGAAAAUAAUAAGGACAAUGUAGACACAUUUAAAGCAGGGAGCUGAUGAAUAUUCAUGUUUGAGAAUAGAACCUAAUAAAUAUUCAUGAGAUAUGUAUUGAAA
Molecule: messenger RNA, 805 nt
Organism: Anneissia japonica
Lineage: Eukaryota; Metazoa; Echinodermata; Crinoidea; Comatulida; Comatulidae
Product: ATP synthase subunit C lysine N-methyltransferase-like
Exons: 3
Coding region: 101-748 (215 amino acids)
Biological process (GO): regulation of mitochondrial ATP synthesis coupled proton transport; peptidyl-lysine trimethylation; positive regulation of proton-transporting ATP synthase activity, rotational mechanism
Cellular component (GO): mitochondrion
Molecular function (GO): protein-lysine N-methyltransferase activity
Source: RefSeq, a predicted model, not a curated record